AUGGAGAGAAAAAUUUCAUCGCCAAUGGCGCCUACAUUCAUGGUGUCCGCACCAGGAAAAGUCAUCGUCUUCGGUGAACAUGCCGCGGUUUUUGGCAAGCCAGCCGUUGCCGCAGCCAUUUCACUCAGAUGCUACCUCCUCGUCACGACCUUCUCCAAAUAUCGGUUUUUGAACCACACGUGGACAAUCGAUACUCUGCCGUGGCCAGUUUUCCACCAUGUUUCUAAGAAGAAGUUCUACUACUCUGUUGUCGACUCUCUCGACCCAGAGUUACUCGACGCCAUCAGGCCGCAUGCGGAGGCCGUGUCCAGAGACCUUUCUAAGAAGCAGCGAGAAAUGCAUGUACAAUCUGCGACCGCUUUCCUCUACCUCUUCCUUUCCUUAGGCUCCCCGCAAAGCCCUGGAUUCGUCUACACCCUUCGAUCGACUAUUCCAAUCGGUGCCGGCCUGUGUAGUAGUGCUAGCGUUUGCGUUUGCUUGAGCACAGCGCUGCUCCUCCAGACUCGUACCCUGACAGGACCUCAUCCCGACCAGCCUCUCAAGGAAGCCGAGGUACAAAUCGAACGCAUCAACCACUGGGCGUUUGUGGGGGAGUUAUGCAUCCACGGAGAUCCUAGCGGGGUGGACAAUACGAUCUCUUCCAGGGGGAAAGCCGUACUUAUCCAGAAAAGCACCUCUGGGGCACCAUCCGUUACCCCUCUCGUCAACUUUCCGAAGCUACGACUCCUUCUCGUCGACACUAGGCAACCGCGUUCCACGGCCACGCAAGUAGAAAAAGUGCGACGGUUGAAAGACAACCACCCUACGACGAUAGACCUAGUCUUGGAUGCAAUCGGCCAACUCACCGCUUCGGCAUUGGAGCUUCUCUCAUCUGCCAACUUCAACGGUAAUGGCACGUGCGAUGCUCUCGACCGCUUAGGGAUGUUGACUCGCAUGAACCACGGAUUGCUAGACGCACUAGGAGUCUCUCAUCCACGCCUACAGCGCGUCUGCGAACUCGUCGAACAUUCUGGUGUCGGCUGGGCAAAGCUCACUAGUGCCGGGGGUGGUGGGUGUGCCAUUACACUUCUCCGGCCAGACGUCAAAGAGGAAACUUUGGAAGAACUCGAACGGAGGUUCACGGCAGAAGGCUUUCAGAAAUAUGACGCGAUCCUAGGCGCCGAUGGAGUUGGCGUACUUUGGCCCGCGGUAUUCAGAAACGGUUCUGCUAGAGAGAACGGUGAAGAGAUCGACCAAGAAAAAUUUGAGAAUGCCAUCGGCGCUUGGGGUAUCGAGCAACUGGUUGGCGUAGGGGAGGACCGUGAAGGAUGGAGGUUUUGGACGCGAGCUGACGACUGAUUUUGGCUACUGUUGAGUUACAGGUAGCCCUCCAUCUGCCUGUCGAUCAGAUUUGAAGAUGGGCUUUGUUUCCCUAGGAGGGAGAACCCCGAGAAUCAGAUGUGGGACUGGUAUGAUAAGCCAGGGGAAUAGCACUCGAUAGAAUUGAUACUGGC
This is a messenger RNA of Chaetomium strumarium, 1493 nucleotides long. RefSeq names its product mevalonate kinase. The record is from RefSeq and is a predicted model, not a curated record. The coding region runs from base 1 to 1338 and encodes 445 amino acids. The transcript has 2 exons. Gene Ontology annotation, biological process: isopentenyl diphosphate biosynthetic process, mevalonate pathway; ergosterol biosynthetic process; isoprenoid biosynthetic process. Gene Ontology annotation, molecular function: mevalonate kinase activity; ATP binding. NCBI's taxonomy places the organism in Eukaryota, Fungi, Ascomycota, Sordariomycetes, Sordariales, Chaetomiaceae. Gene Ontology annotation, cellular component: cytoplasm; cytosol.